AUGUUUUGGGCGCCUGUUUUGAAGAUAACUCAAGGUGAAUACGCCGUGCCCAUUUGUCUGGUCUCUGGAGUCGACUGGCUCGAAGCUGGAGGCGUUGACCGAGUAUCAGCUCAAGCAGCAAAUCAAUCAUCACAAUGUCUCUCCAGACCCCCCCGCAUUCUUCCCGCCCACCUGCACGCCUUCCACCCUUCGAGCUCCGGCUCGCGUUCAACACACACUGUCCGCCUGCUGGGCACCGUGUCCGCUCUCCACGGCGAUACUGCGACAAUUACAUGUGGUGGCAAUGGCGACGUUACACUCAUCCUCAAGCCGGACUCCCACCUGCAGAUGGGGAAACUUGUUGAAGUGAUCGGGAAGGUUGCGGAUCUCGAGGGUGGACAGGGACUCGGCAUUCGAGUGCUUGGAACGACGGACUGGGGCAACCCCGCCGACUGUGAUUACAAGAUCUAUGAGCAAGUCGUCGAGGCUACGCACCGUUUCAAGAGCGUCUUCUACGAUGCUGAGUAA
Molecule: messenger RNA, 507 nt
Organism: Penicillium maclennaniae
Lineage: Eukaryota; Fungi; Ascomycota; Eurotiomycetes; Eurotiales; Aspergillaceae
Product: putative ssDNA binding protein Ssb3
Exons: 4
Coding region: 1-507 (168 amino acids)
Biological process (GO): nucleotide-excision repair; double-strand break repair via homologous recombination; DNA replication
Cellular component (GO): DNA replication factor A complex; site of double-strand break; nucleus
Molecular function (GO): damaged DNA binding; single-stranded DNA binding
Source: RefSeq, a predicted model, not a curated record